This is a messenger RNA of Haliotis rufescens (red abalone), 10357 nucleotides long. RefSeq names its product pikachurin-like. The record is from RefSeq and is a predicted model, not a curated record. Bases 224 to 2893 code for a protein of 889 amino acids. NCBI's taxonomy places the organism in Eukaryota, Metazoa, Mollusca, Gastropoda, Lepetellida, Haliotidae. The transcript is spliced from 14 exons. Gene Ontology annotation, molecular function: calcium ion binding.
UCUGUUAAGGUUAGCAGAGAGUUGAUUAUCCGUGACCAAAACCUCGUUUGUGAAACUGUCAAAACACGAGGGAUGAGGAAACGCGGAUCGGUGUUGGAGUUACGUGGCUCGCGACAGUAGCAUAUACAUGCGAUCUUGUCUGGAUAAUUUUAGGAUGGACGUAUAGCUUGUGAUACACUUUACAGUCCCGUUACUUCGUCUGAUAGGAACGACCCACGAGAAAAUGGCGACUCAAUCUCACCAGUAUUACGAACGUUUAUCAUCCUUACCAUGGAUCUGCAUUGUUACAUUGCUGUGCACUGUGGCGGUAUCUGAGGCUAAACACCCAGAGAAGAUUGUAGCUUUCUUCCAAGGUAACUGUAACCAGUCCAACCCAUGCAUCCACGAGUGUCAGGACAUCUACGAUGGGGGCUUCAUCUGCCACUGCAGGGAGGGCUAUGUCCUCAACAAGGACGGAAUGUCCUGCUCAGUUGACCAAGCCUAUGUGCGGCAACAAUUGGAGCAUGACCAACAUGACUUGGGGUCAGAGGUCAGAGGUGACUUAGACAAAUCGAGGGAUGCCUCACCUUCACAUUCAAAUUAUAACAUUGCCAAUGAAGUAUUGCCAGGCAAUGAAAAACAAUCUCAGGAAGAAUCCAAUCUCUCCCAAGACAAGGGUAGUCUGCUAUCAACAGACUCUAGUCAUAGGAAAACCAAAAUUUUGGACAAAGUUGAUCGUGUUGGCCUCCUGCCAGAAAAUCCUGAAAUUUCAAUUAAAACGUAUGACCUACGCAAAGACAUCCCUGACCCUAUCUCCGACUUCCAUAUCCGGGAAGGGGGAGAGCACUCUCAGAAUGACUUGAUGAGUCCGGAGUGGACGGAAGGGAAGGGCAAGUUCAAGCUACGACCUUCGAAGACUGUCACAUGUGAUGGGAUGGUGUGCCAGAAUAAUGGAACUUGUGUCGUUGAUGCUAAUAUCCCAAGAUGCAACUGUCCAAUUGGAACGGCUGGCAGCCGAUGUGAAAAAGUCAUCUCCGUUGUUUACCCCAAGUUUCAUGGAAUGGGUUACCUGGCGCUGCCUGUCCUGAAGAAUGGCUACCGAGACUUCCGGAUCUCAAUGGAGUUCCGACCAGAGGCUAAAAAUGGUCUGCUGCUCUUCAGUGCAGAACUAGACGAUGCCAAGACAGAUUUCUUCUCCGUGGCUUUGGUGGAUGGAUACAUCGAGUUCAGAUUUGACUGUGGCACGGGAAUCGGUGUUCUGCGCAGUCUAGGGGAGGUAACUCUGGGCAAAUGGAACGAGGUGACGGUGCAGAGGGAGGAGAAUGGAGCUGGCCUGCAGCUUAAUGAGGGGGACAUUGUGGAGGGCACAGCACAGGGCGCGUUCACCCGUAUAACCCUGCGUCUCCACCUGUUCCUGGGCGGCUACGCCAACAUGUCCUCCAUCACAAACCGCAUCGGCACGGCCAAGCAGUAUGUCGGCUGUGUACAGGAGCUGAGCAUCAAUGGCUACAAGUACGACAUGAGGAAGGGGGAGAUAAUUGGUGACGCCCAGUUCGGACUCAAUGUUGGUGAGUGUAGCGAGGGAAUCUGUGACAACAUCGUGUGUCAAAAUGGCGGCUCCUGCAGUCCUCGCUCCGCUGACAGCCACGUCUGUCUGUGUCCUCUCGGUUCAGCUGGAGACUUCUGUGAGAAAAGACACGAUGUCCACAUUCCCCGGUUCAGUGGCCACUCCUACCUGCAGUACGAGGGGCUGAACCGCCGGGUGUUGUCCUACACCGAGAUCGAGGUGGUCUUCAAGCCCAUGAUGCCAGACGGCUCCAUCCUCUACAAUGGCUACACCAAGGACAGGAAGGGAGAUUUCAUUUCCCUUGCUCUCAGGGACGGAAUCAUCGAGUUUAGCUUUGACCUGGGGACUGGUCCUGCUGUCAUAAGGAGUCAUUUACCCGUGUCCCUGGACCACUGGCACGUAGCGCGAGCAUCUCGGACCGGUCUGCAGGGCAUCUUGGAGGUGGACGACCAGCCCCGCAGCGAGGGGGAGGCAGAGGGGGCGUACACGCAGCUCACGCUACUGGAGGGGCUGUUCAUUGGCGGACAUCGCAACUACGACGAGGUGUCCAAGUACCACAACAUGACCAACUCUUUUGUGGGCUGUAUACAGAAGGUUGUGAUCAACAAGAGGCCCGUGCGACUGAUGAAGGAGAUGGUGGACGGGAUCAACAUUGAGCCCUGUAGCCACCCGUGUGCCGGCGAGCCCUGCAUGAACGGCGGGGAGUGUCGGCCCAAGCGGGACGUCUACACCUGCUACUGCCCUCUGGGAUACGCCAACACUAACUGUGAAGAUAAGAUGGAAAAACUGCCAGAAAAACCGAUGUUUAUUGGAACUAGUUUCCUUAUGUUUACGGACAAAAGAAUAUUGAAAAGGGUAACGGGUAACAAAAUAGAUCUUCAGAUGCAUAUUUUACCAAAGGGUAAAAAUGGUUUGCUGUUCUGGAGUGGACAAGAUGCAAUGGAGUCGUCCAGUGACUUCGUGGCUCUAGGUUUUGUUGAUGGCGGACUCCAGUUACGCUAUAACCUGGGAAGUGGAGAAGCAGUUAUUGGAUAUAAUGAUUCAAGACUUUACGACGGCCAGUGGCAUUUUGUCAGAGCACAAAGGGACAAGCAAGACGCAUACCUGGAGAUUGAUAGCACAGAGAUCGUUGAAGGGAGUGCCCCCGGCAGCUACACAGUACUUAAUACUAACAAAAUACUUUAUAUUGGUGGUAUGCCGGAUGUUUCGCAGAAUUCACUGGGAAAGUUCAGUUCAGGCUAUGUUGGAUGUAUGAAAGAUGUUAUCCUGGCAACUGACUUUAAUAUAAAGAUGAUGAACCAUGCACAAAGUGGACGCAACAUAUAUCACUGUGUGUCCAAUGUCUGAGACAAAUCCAACCUGUCAACCCUGCUUCCAGAAUGAACUGUACUGGUCAACAAGGCCUGGGUAAUACCAAAUUCAUAUUUGGGGUGUGAUGGAUAGAUGUCAUGUGAUUUAAAGAGUGGAUAUUCAAAGAGAAGAUUAUGUAAUAUGAGAGUUGUGCAUUUGUCAGAUGAAUUAUAUCAUCUGUUAUUCCAUAGACAAAUAAGCCUAAAUUGUUGGUGAUGAAAUCAUGUGUUUUUUUCAGGAUAUAAUACACAAAUCUGCUUGGAGACAUUUACUUAAUUUAUACAGUGAAAUUUUGUUGAUUCAUGACAAUAGAAAAUGUGGCAAAUAAUUUCACUGUUUUGACAUGUGCAAACAUUCUUAAAUUAGGAAAUGCAUGUCAAUGAAUAUUUAUUCCAUAUUCAAGAUAUUUGGUGCCCUGCUUCUAUUUGUCCCAAAUGGCAUUUUCGUACCUAAUGGUGUGCUACAUCACUGGGAAUAGUGCACCCAGAGUCAUAAUGCCCCCUUUAAGUUCUAGUGUGUCCACCGAAUCCCACUGGUAUGGGCACUCAAAGCAAAAAGCAUCAUUCAUACCAUGGAGAGCUAGAAAGACGUAUUGUCAUCUGCAUCUGAAAUUGAAGAUGUGGAAGGUAAAGGAGUCAUCGACUACUUCUUGUCACAUCCUUUAUUAGCAUAUUGUCCAUGAUUAAGAGUUGUGCCAUUCUUGAAUUUUUGCUGAGAACAGGAAUGUAAUUAUGGUGAAUAUGGUACAGAAGAAUGCUGUGAAGCCCUUACAGGUAAUAAUUAUCAAUAACUGAUUGAAAAAUCAUGGUUCAGGAAGUUCAACGUUUAAUGUUAGUCCCUACAUAAAAGCAGUUGAAAACAAAGAUGCAGUCCCAGUGUAAAAUUUGUUAUGAUGACUUGUCAGAAUGGAUUGGAUAUACUCAAAUACUUUUACAGUAAUGAUGAAUUAUUUUAGGACAACUAAAUUUGACCUUUUUCAAAGUAUAUGGAAAACUUCAGAUUAACGUUGUCAAUUUUUUUUUAAUUUGGUAAUUCUACCUGGGCCUAAAAUAGACCUUAUCAUCCCUUGUCCCCAAUGUUCAAGGAUAAGUCCCCAAUGUUCAAGGAUAAGUCUCCAAUGUUUAAGGAUAAGUGCCCAAUGUUCAAGGAUAAGUCUCCAAUGUUUAAGGAUAAGUGCCCAAUGUUCAAGGAUAAGUCUCCAAUGUUUAAGGAUAAGUGCCCAAUGUUCAAGGAUAAGUCUCCAAUGUUCAAGGAUAAGUCUCCAAUGUUCAAGGAUAAGUCUCCAAUGUUUAAGGAUAAGUGCCCAAUGUUCAAGGAUAAGUCUCCAAUGUUUAAGGAUAAGUGCCCAAUGUUCAAGGAUAAGUCCCCAAUGUUCAAGGAUAAGUGCCCAAUGUUCAAGGAUAAGUCUCCAAUGUUUAAGGAUAAGUCUCCAAUGUUUAAGGAUAAGUCCCCAAUGUUCAAGGAUAAGUCUCCAAUGUUCAAGGAUAAGUCUCCAAUGUUAAAGGAUAAGUCUCCAAUGUUCAAGGAUAAGUCUCCAAUGUUUAAGGAUAAGUGCCCAAUGUUCAAGGAUAAGUCCCCAAUGUUCAAGGAUAAAGGAUAAGUCUCCAAUGUUCAAGGAUAAGUCUCCAAUGUUCAAGGAUAAGUGCCCAAUGUUCAAGGAUAGUUUCAUGUUAACAUUUGUUUGCCAGCUGAUACAUUGACAUUGACAGACAGGAAUUUUAGGUACAUCAUUUUUAAAACUACAGAAGAGAGGAUCUAUACUGUGGCAUUUUUUAAAACUGUCCAUGCAGAAUAUGACGAAAGACUGGACCUUGUUAUUGAUCAUUUACUAACAAGACAUCCCACCAUGAAUUGUAUCAGCCAAUUACUUUCUCACCCCAUUGCUUGUACACUACAAGAUUUGUAUACAAUUAUCAUUGGUAAACACAGGCAUAAACAAUAACCCUUUUGUAACCGUUACUGAAAAGUUGUUUGUACUGGUUGAAAACUUCAUGUAGGUUAUGAUGACUUCAUUAUUAACCUCAUGUAAAGUAAGAUGUUAGGUGUGGAUGAAUAUUCACAUGCCAGUUUAUGUUGUUGACAUCCUUGAAAUGUCAUCUUUUCUUAUUCUAGAAGUUGUCUUCAACCUUUGCGAAAUGACUCUUGUAUCAGUGGAUUAAUUAUAUCCUUGAUGUUUUUUCAAAUUGUCCAUUAGUAACAAGAGGAAACUUUGAUGUGAAGAUAUGGUCAGAUCUCAUCUUAGUAUCAUCCACAAACUAAAAUAUCAUUAAUGUUGCAUUUCAUAUAAACAAAAUGAUAAGUUAGACAGACAACAAACUAAUAUCUUAACAUUUUCAGCUAUUCCUUGAAAAUUGCUCAGUUUGUCAUUAUUAAAAAUAUGUGAUUAAAAGAGAAUAUACAUGUAGAAUUUUUCAGACAUUAAUCUAUUUUCUAGAAGUAAGAAUAUGGUAGCUUAAUAUCCAUCUUACGCUUUUAUUAAUGAUACAUUGUUCUAUUUGGUUAAAGAACAUAUUUUCUGUAACGAUUGCUCACUGCUACCAGCAGUACAAUUACUGAUGGUAAAAGUUGCAUUCUCUCGUUGUGUUGGCAAUGAUGUAGGAUUGAAAUAUAAAUCACCAAAAUAUGUUUCAUUUAGAUACAUUAAUAAAUCAGUAAUCACCAUUCUCCAAUUUUUUUGCCCAAGUCUAUCGUGUUGAGCUUUUCCAAUUUUAUGGAAAUCGUAAUAUUGUUAAGAAGAUUUGAACAUUCUUAAAAGCAUUGACAAAUGACAGUGGCGUAAUUCUAUGAUUUUUGUUCAUGAAAAAUUUCUGAAUUAUCUGAUUUAAAUUUUUAACCUGAAAUAAGUUCAGUCUAGUUUUUAUUCUGAUAGUGUUGAUGUAUACAAUUCAAGCAAUAUGUGAAAAGACUGAUUCUUUAGUUUUGCAGUUUUUCCAGAAAUUGUACAUAUUCCUCUUUGAUAAUAUUUCAUAUGAAAUCAUUAAAAUUCAAUUCCACACAAGCUAAUGGGGAUUUUUCUCAACCUAAAUCAUGUCGCAUGCUUAUAAUUUGUGGAAAUGAGCUUUUUUUUAUAUCUUGCAAAGUUGGGAGGUUCCUUUCACAUGUUGACAGAUUUAUCUAUUUUGCAGUUACAGAAAUUAUCAUCAGGCCCCCAGGGGUAUUAACAAUAGCUUUAGGGAGCUGAAUUUCUUUGCAGAAAGUCAUUUUGAAAUUCUUCUAUGUGCGCGCUGUCACCUACUCAAUUUUGAUUACAACGAAAUUGAUGCAUGGACUGUGAGAUGGAUCAUGAAAGUCAUAAGGCAUUUUGUUUGAUAUAAUUCUUGCCAUUGUGAAUGUGUAUGCCGAGAACUAUUCCAGCCUUGGUGGGGCAUCACUGGAUCUGAUAAAGCUAUGAUACUGUUGGGCUUGUGGGGCAGUUCACCUGUGUGGGGUGUGAAACAUGUCAGAAUCGGUAGUAGGUUUCCAAAGAGAUGCAGUUACAGUAUCACUUCUUUGGGAGGUCAUGUUGUAGCUAGAAGCGACCAGAAACAAUAUUCCCUCUUUCUAAUCAAAAUGAUUGAUUCAAUCAAAUUCUACUUCUCAUAUUGUCUGUAUCAAUCACAAGGACAUGAAUCUGACAUAUCACUUGAAGGCUCUGGUGACAGACUUGGAUGUUCUUCCAAAGGAGAGAUCUGUCUUUGAACUUGCUACUUCCCACCAUUAGCUGAUUCAAGAUUGUAAGGCAAAUUUUGAAGUAAAAUGACAGCCUGUUUUGUUUUGAUGUUUGGUUUUAUAGUUUUAGACCAAUAUCUACAUUUUUUAAAGUAAACAUUUAUGCUUUGAAAUUAUGUUCCCAUGAAUAUCUUUCCAGACCAUGACAUGAUCAGGACAGCCAUUUUACAACAUUUUCACCUGGCUGUGCUAUUGAAGGAGAAUAUUAUUCCAUACCUGGUGCAUCAUGUUCAUUAAUAACUCAUUAAAAUGAAGUGGUUUCAUACAUUUUGCAUUUUUCAUCCAAUGCCAAUGUGAACAUGUCUUCACACGUCUGAGGCAUGACUGGGGAAUCAAAUUGCUAUCUUACUGCAAAAUGUGCCAAAUAUAACACCCAACUAUUCUGACUGCACAUUAGACAAGUCUAUUUAUUGAUCAGGACACAAGCAUUUGCACAAAUGGCUAUCCAUAUAUGACGUUUUCAUUUAGCAUUUGGGUAUCUUUGAACUUAUCCUGUGUUAAUAUGUAUUAUUUGUUAGAGCAUGAAGUCAGUUACGUUUUCUGUUAGUUGAUACCAUUUUAGCUUUAAUAACUGAAUAUUUAGUUGUACAUUUUCAGAGACCAGAUUUUUUGAGUUUGUAUCCCAAUUUAGAAGAGGGACCUCCAUACCUCAUAUGAUCAGUAUUUCUAGCCAGUACUAGAAACAACCAAUUUAAUUAAAAUCAGAUCUUUUUCUUGCAUGUGAUACCUCUCUGUGCGAAGAUUUGACAAAACCGCUGUAAGUGAACCUUCUUAUGAGCUAUCAUCUGCAUUACUUCGGGCUUUCCUCCCACAUUAAGCAGACAUGCCGUGAUAUAACUGGAAUAAUGUUAAAAGUGACGUUAAACCCAACUCACUCACUAAUGAACAAUGAACCCAAUUAACAUUCUGAAUGGAAGUUCUAAUAUGCUUUUGAAAGGCAUUCAGAAGAGAAACACGUAAGGAAGAGAAUUUAUGGAUGUUAACUUCUUUAUUAUGAGGAACACAACGUUUCGGAGUAUAUGCUUACUCCUUCAUCAGGUGACUAAUAUGUUGUUUUGGAUAUUUUAUACGCCCUCUCAUAUAUGAGUCCCAUUGAACUGCUCCAACUAGGUAUAAAAUGAAAGAGAUAUUCGUGUUCUGUAUCAUUUUUUUUGUGUUAUGAUCAAAAUGUCAAAAUCGAGGUGGUAAAGAAAUGAUGCCAUAUUUGUAAGAUAACAUCUGAUUGGCUGAAGGCUCCACACACCCUUCUUUUAGAUUGGUAGGUGAAGGCUUCACCUGACACAGUAUCCUGUGGAGGGUUUUCAGAUCUUCACACAGAGGAAUCUUAUUGAAGUAAGAUCGGAUUUUAGUGAGAUUGCAGAAACAACAGCUACACAGUGUAGGCUUUAGUGUUAGUACUUGUAGUAACCAUCAUGUAUUUCCAAUUAUGUACAUUUAUGAUUAUUAAUAAACCUGUAAACCAAUUCUAAGAUAUUAAUUUCACAAUUGUGAUUAUUGCGAUUGUUGCGAUAAAAUAAUAUGCAUUUAAUCAUAUUUAAAAUUUAGAUUAUUAAAGUGCCCAAAAGCACAAGCCUUGCAGUCUGUUAGAAGUGUCUGUUAGCAGUUGCUAAAGCAUUCAUUGUUACUGUUAAACCUGUUAGUAUUUAAACCUCAAUGAAAACAUGCCUUCUUUCACCUAGUGACUUACACAAAUAAAAUCUAUCAAAUAACAUAAAUCAUGAUUAUUUUCACAUUUCAAACUUCACAUUUAAAAAUCAAAUACAUUUAAAUUACAAAUACCUAAUGUUAUUAAUCAAAUUCUUAUUGUAAUAUUGAAAACUAUGUUGAGAAGAAUAUCUUCAUAAAAGAAUUUGUUCUCAUUUGUCCAGACAUACAGAAAGCUUUUGCAUAGAUAUUUCAACCAAAUGUACUGAAUAAUGAAAUCCUGUUUUAUUUUUAGUAAUACAAUGUCAUUCAAGCAACCUCACAUUGCCUGUCAGCACUUCUCCAGGUACAUGUAGAUAUAGAAACAUGUUUGACUUGUUUGUUUUACUUUGAGGUAUUCCAGCUUUAAUAAAUUGAACUAGACAAACUGCUACAAAUCCAAUAACAAAUUAAAAUUAUGCUAACACAUUUGAUACUUCGUACAUCAACAUGUCCUGACUUUCAGUAUUUGUACAAAGCAUCAUACUACAUCCUAACUGUAGACGUAGCACCAAGAUAGUGGUCCUAAUGCGACAAUGUAUUGCAUUCCUAGACAUUGAAUAAACAGAUUGUAUUUAGUGUAUAUUCCUCAAAUAUUUAAUUGUGCUUGUCUGUUCUCAAAUCAGCUUUUGUGUAUGUGAUACCCUUUUUGUACAGUGGUCAUUUUGCUAGAGAAUUGUUACAUUUUGAUGUUUAUUAUUUCUUCCAUUGUUACACCGAUGGUUCUGUUGAUUUGUGCAUAAUACCUGUAAAAUAUGGUUGUACCUGAUUAAAAAGGACAUCUUGUCAUCUUGUGCUGAAACUCAUUCAUAAUCAUGAUAAUAGGCAAAAUAUUGUUGUCAGAACAUAUUAAUGAUGGAAAUAUAUGAACUCAUAGCUUCUUGCAGGGGAUGAGAACAGAAUUAUUAUGUCCUAUCAACCUUUCCUCAUAGAAAUCAUUUUAUUCUCAUUACAUUGAAAUUGUUGAUAUAAUUAGUGAUUUACUAUGUGAGAAGGAUUUCUUGACAAUACCUUUUUGUUGGUACUGACAGAAUCUUUGUAUCUCAGCGGAAUGUAUUGAUAGUUGUGGAGAAAACAAUGUUUCAUGUGUCUAGAAUGAAGUAGGUCUACACAUGCAUAAGUAUUCAUUAAAUAAUUGUCCUGAAUUCUCAAUAACAUAUAUUUUUAAGAUGUUUCUUUUUUAAAUUUGAUUUACAUAUGGCAGUUUCCUGCUAUAUAGUUUGGAUAAGUAUGGAAACAAGUAUUGUUGUAGGAUGUUGUUUAAAGGAGUAGGGAUCAAUCCUUAAAUGAGUGUUCAGUAUUGUACCUCUGUUGAUCAUUUUUCAUCAUUGCUAUUUAAUUGGUUGAACACUUAAUCUAUUUUACAGAUGUAAAAUUUGCUUUUCUAUUUAAUACACAACUUCUUUGUUGCUUUAUCAUGUUAAUAUUUAUGAAUUCACAAAUUGAUGUGGAACUGGAAAUUAAGAGAUAGAAGUUUGAAAUAAUGUUUGUAAUAUUUUAUUAAUUUUAUAAUCAAGAAUUAAUUUUUGUCAUUCAUUGAAAUGCAUUACCAUGAAUGGCUGCAAAAUUGCUGAUGUGGUGUUAGGCGAUAUUCAUAAAUUAAUUUGAUCGGGAACUACAAACAUUACAGUACCUUGCAUGAAUACAUUGGAAUACUGAGUUGUAUAUAGGUCAAAGCUCUUUGGCCCGUUGUUCUCGUCCAGAGCAGGCAAACCAGCAUAAGCUUAAUACUUAGUUUACUAUGAGCAUAUUAUCACAAGUAAAAAUUACACUUUGAGACCAAGGUGUCGGCCAAUUUUGUACACGCUGUGGUAACAAUAUUCAUGUGCAAUACUAGGUGUAGCUUGGACCAAUUGUGAUGUAUGUAUUUUUGCACAGACCUGUACUUGGCUGGGCCCAUAGUGAUGUAUGUAUUUCUGCACAGAACUGUACAUGGAUGCUUCACAGUUCUCAUGUCCUGUGUUGUUUUUGUUGUAUAAUCUGGAUAUGUGUGAAUUAUUUUGCAGAUUAAAAUUAGAGAUACUGCAUCCUAAAGUGGGGUGACUUUCUGCAAAUAAAAUGUUAAAUGUU